GGAAAUAAAAUGGAGAACCACACGAUGGUAACACACUUUAUCUUGGAUGGAUUCCAAGGUCAACUAGAACUGCAGCUCAGCUUGUCUUUUCUCUUUAUGCUGUUCUAUACUGUCACUUUGAUGGGGAAUAUCGGCAUGAUCACCAUCAUCACCACUGAUGCUCAGCUUCACACCCCUAUGUACUUUUUCUUGAAGAACUUGUCCUUCUUGGAUAUCUGCUACUCUUCUGUGAUCACGCCCAAAGCCAUGCUGAGCUUUGCCACUGGAAAGAAGACAAUUUCUUAUCCUGGGUGUGCCACACAGAUGUUCUUCUUCUCUCUUUUUGGGACUACUGAAUGUUUUUUCCUAGCUGUGAUGGCAUAUGACAGGUUCAUGGCCAUAUGCAGCCCAUUGCUUUAUCGCACCACCAUGUCAAGGAAGACAUGUACACAUCUGGUGGCUGGUUCAUAUGUAUUUGGCUUCCUCAAUUGUUGCACACAGACAGGUCUCACAUUCAGCUUGUCCUAUUGCAAGCCAGCGGAAAUCAACCAGUUCUUUUGUGAUGUCCCAGCUGUCAUGAAGGCCUCUUGCUCAGACACUUCUAUAAAUGAAAUCGUGCUCUUAGGAAUGUGUGGCUUUAUCAUCAUUGUAACAUUCACAACUGUCCUAAUCUCUUAUGGCUACAUUGUGGCCACAAUUCUGCGGAUACCUUCUGUUGAGGGAAGACAGAAGGCUUUUUCAACCUGUACUUCCCAUAUCAUGGCUGUAAGCUUGUUUUUUGGGUCAGCUUUCUUUAUGUAUGGUCAACCUGGAGCUAUCUCAUCCCCUAAUCAAGGCAAAGUGGUAUCUAUCUUCUACACCAUUGUAAUCCCCAUGUUGAACCCCCUAAUUUACAGCCUAAGGAACAAGGAGGUCAAAGAUGCCAUAGGGAGGCAGGUAAAAAGGAUAUAUUUCCUUUCCUAA
This is a messenger RNA of Pogona vitticeps (central bearded dragon), 942 nucleotides long. RefSeq names its product olfactory receptor OR9H1-like. Gene Ontology annotation, molecular function: olfactory receptor activity; G protein-coupled receptor activity. The record is from RefSeq and is a predicted model, not a curated record. Lineage: Eukaryota; Metazoa; Chordata; Lepidosauria; Squamata; Agamidae. Gene Ontology annotation, biological process: G protein-coupled receptor signaling pathway. Gene Ontology annotation, cellular component: membrane.